AUCCGAGCCGAAGUUUGGGGUUUCUUGGUAGUUGGGCGAAGGAAAGGGUUUUACACUCUUCACUCUCUGAGCUCUCUUCCCUCCACGUAGCAGCCGCAGUCAAGAAGAAGGAAAUCACCUCCUUCUUCUUCUUCUUCUCAUUUGUUAUAUUUAUUUUCAUUCAAGUCUUACGCAGUUGGAUCCAGACGCAAAUCCUUAGAAUAAUCUGCAAUGGCCACUCUCUUUCCUCCUACAACCACUGUUCCUCCAGCUGGUUCCAAACCGGCGGCUGUUGAACCGGAGAAAGUUGAUUAUUCGAACUUGCCUUGCCCUAUUCCCUAUGAAGAAAUUCACCGCGAAGCUCUCAUGUCUUUAAAGCCAGAACUUUUUGAAGGAUUGCGCUUUGAUUUCACCAAAGGACUUAAUCAGAGAUUUUCACUCAGUCACAGUGUACUUAUGGGCCCCACAGAACUUCCUUCUCAGUCUACAGAGACAAUCAAAAUUCCAACAGCUCACUAUGAGUUUGGUGCUAACUUUAUAGAUCCGAAGCUGAUGCUUUUCGGCAGAGUAUUGACAGACGGAAGGGUUAAUGCUAGAGUGAAGUGUGAUUUAUCUGAGAAUCUUACCUUGAAGGCGAAUGGUCAGUUGACCGGUGAGCCACACAUGUCGCAUGGCAUGGUUAAUUUCGACUACAAGGGAAAAGAUCACAGGUCCCAAUUUCAACUCGGGAAUGGUGCAUUAUUUGGUGCCAGCUACAUCCAGAGUGUCACUCCACAUUUGUCUCUGGGUGGGGAAGUAUUCUGGGCUGGCCAGCACCGGAAAUCUGGCAUUGGUUAUGCUGCUCGCUAUAAUACUGAUAAGAUGGUUGCCACUGGGCAAGUUGCUAGCACUGGUAUGGUCGCACUAAGCUAUGUUCAGAAAGUUUCUGAAAAGGUCUCUCUUGCAUCAGACUUUAUGUACAACUACAUGUCCAGAGAUGUGACGGCAAGUUUUGGUUAUGAUUACAUCCUCCGGCAGUGUCGUCUUAGAGGUAAAAUUGAUUCAAAUGGCUGCGUUGCUGCUUUCCUGGAAGAGCGCUUGAACAUGGGUCUUAAUUUCAUUCUUUCAGCUGAGGUUGACCAUAAAAAGAAAGACUACAAGUUUGGUUUCGGGCUUACAGUGGGAGAAUAGGGAGGGUGGGUUUGGAGAUUUAGUUUUUAGAAGUUGAUCACAAGGGUUGGAACUCAAAGCAUCUUUACUCAGUAUUCUUUUUCUACGCGAUAAGGAUCAAAGCAUCAGUUUUGUAAUUUUGUCGAGCGACAUUGUUGUGCAAUCACUGCUGCAGCCAUCGAUCAUUACUUGAUUUUGUAGUUUGGGAUGUUUAUAUGCCAGUUUGUAGUUGUAGAGUUCACUUUUAUUCAGAAUGAGAGAGCCCAUUUGGCUACUCCACCACUUGAAGAUGGGUAAUAAUUCUAAAGCUUGAAUAGCACAUUUGACUACUGGACCA
This is a messenger RNA of Nicotiana attenuata, 1465 nucleotides long. RefSeq names its product mitochondrial import receptor subunit TOM40-1-like. Gene Ontology annotation, biological process: protein import into mitochondrial matrix. Gene Ontology annotation, molecular function: transmembrane protein transporter activity. The transcript has 11 exons. The record is from RefSeq and is a predicted model, not a curated record. NCBI's taxonomy places the organism in Eukaryota, Viridiplantae, Streptophyta, Magnoliopsida, Solanales, Solanaceae. Gene Ontology annotation, cellular component: mitochondrial outer membrane; mitochondrial outer membrane translocase complex. Bases 211 to 1149 code for a protein of 312 amino acids.